Varanus komodoensis (Komodo dragon) is the source of this 7102-nucleotide messenger RNA. It is a transcript of the gene PRKAA1, whose product is annotated as protein kinase AMP-activated catalytic subunit alpha 1. Gene Ontology annotation, cellular component: centrosome; cytoplasm. Lineage: Eukaryota; Metazoa; Chordata; Lepidosauria; Squamata; Varanidae. The transcript is spliced from 9 exons. The coding region runs from base 1551 to 2924 and encodes 457 amino acids. Gene Ontology annotation, biological process: protein phosphorylation; intracellular signal transduction. Gene Ontology annotation, molecular function: AMP-activated protein kinase activity; ATP binding. The record is from RefSeq and is a predicted model, not a curated record.
GUGUAACCACAGUCUUAUGCAGAAAUUUGGAGUCCUUGUUUUUCUGUCUCUAAGAGCUUGAAAUUAUAAAAUGAGCUUAGAAACCAGUGGGCCAGAAGGUAUAAAUCUGAUUAUUUAAUUGCCCUUAUAAUCUCUCCACAUUUUUUCUUAGUUGUCGGAGAAAUAGAUCUUUAUAUAUAUUCUAAGGGUUUUCUUCUAUAUUCCAGUUUGUAGGAUGGUUUAGAGAGGUGUGUGAUGGUGCCCUUCUAUUACAGCUUUGGAAUGUCCUCCCUAUGUAGUGCUACCUUUAUUGAAUGUUAAGGAAUAAGGAUUUUUAAAAGUUGCAUGGUUAGGUUAUGGGUUGUCAUUAAAUGGAACUGUGGGUUUUUAACCAAGACCAACCCGUGAAGAGAACCCAGGACCUUGUUGGGUUGUCAAUUGUGAGUUGUUCAGACUGUGAGUAAUGUGUAAUCCCAUAAUAAUGGGAUCUUCAUGGGAGGCUUUGUCAAGGUUCAGAGGCAGCAGGCAAGUGCCAUCAAAGAUCCCGGAGUCUUUCCAUGCUGUACUGCAGUGUUACGAAGACAGUUGCGAUACAGGGAAGGAGUGGGCCAACAAGAAGGGAAACAAACAGCCCAGGGACUUAGAAAAAACCCUGGGUUGAUGCUCUGUGUGAACCAUGCCUUACAGGGAGUUAGAAUGCUAAAGAUAAUGGUGGUUUUGAUUGGUUUUUGUGUGUGUAUGCAAUAAUAUAGUGCACCAGGUGGUUGCAUCAGAAAAGGUUAUAAACCUGGUAUAAAAAUUCCCACUGGGUUCCUUUCUCUCCCCCACCCUUCUUUCUUUUUGCUCUCAGAGGGCCCUUACUCUCCUCAUUUAUAGCAUGCUGGGUUGUAUGCUUUAUGUUUUAUAACAGAGCAAAGCCUGCUCUUAGAAAGGCUACUACUUUGACCCGAGUUGUCAGUACUGCCCUAUUUUGUAUAUCUUGAAUCAGAUCCUGCCCGUGCUUUGUUUUGAGAAACAAUACUUGUGCUCUAAUAUUACUGUUUUCUCUUCUAGUUGUUCUCCAUAGCUUUUUAACUUUUGUUGAAACAGGGCUUUGUUAUGCAGGCUGUUUGCCAGGUUAAACAUACUCCCAACUGUAUCAAAACCAGGCUUUAUUCAUGUGCUUUAUGGGGCAUGAUAGCUGGGAGUAAUGGGAACACUGUCCAAGAGCAGACUUCCUCUCCCAUUUAAUUAUAGAGUUUCUGUACCAUUGAAGAUUGGAAACUGCCAUUCAGUCCCCCACAGAUGGAAAAUCUCUGGUCUUGCCUCUCUUAAUCCAGAUUUAGUCUACUCAAAGUCACUUAAUAUUGGAUCAUACAUACGUGGUCAGCUAGGAUGAAUAAGAAAAGCCUCCAGUUGGAAAGCAUGAGCUGACUGGGCACAAAGUAGCAGUGAAGAUCUUGAACAGACAGAAGAUUCGCAGCCUUGAUGUUGUGGGGAAAAUCCGCAGGGAGAUCCAGAAUCUGAAGCUUUUUCGGCAUCCACACAUAAUUAAGCUGUACCAGGUUAUCAGCACUCCAUCUGACAUUUUCAUGGUGAUGGAAUAUGUUUCAGGAGGUGAACUGUUUGAUUACAUCUGUAAAAAUGGAAGGCUUGACGAAAAGGAAAGUAGACGUCUGUUCCAGCAAAUCCUUUCUGGUGUGGAUUAUUGCCACAGGCACAUGGUAGUCCAUAGAGAUCUGAAACCUGAAAAUGUGCUGCUUGAUGCACACAUGAAUGCCAAGAUUGCCGAUUUUGGCCUUUCAAAUAUGAUGUCAGAUGGAGAAUUUUUAAGAACAAGCUGUGGUUCUCCUAACUAUGCUGCUCCAGAAGUAAUUUCAGGAAGGUUAUAUGCAGGUCCAGAAGUGGAUAUCUGGAGUAGUGGAGUUAUCCUCUAUGCUUUAUUAUGUGGAACCCUUCCAUUUGAUGAUGAUCAUGUGCCAACACUUUUUAAGAAGAUAUGUGAUGGUAUAUUUUAUACUCCUCAGUACCUGAAUCCAGCCGUAAUUAGCCUUUUGAAACACAUGUUGCAGGUGGAUCCCAUGAAGAGAGCUACGAUCAGAGACAUAAGGGAACAUGAAUGGUUUAAGCAAGAUCUUCCCAAGUACCUCUUUCCUGAAGACCCAUCUUACAGUUCAACAAUGAUUGAUGAUGAAGCCUUAAAAGAGGUCUGUGAAAAGUUUGAAUGCACAGAGGAGGAAGUUCUGAGCUGCUUGUAUAAUCGAAAUCAUCAGGAUCCUUUAGCAGUUGCCUAUCACCUAAUUAUAGAUAACAGAAGGAUAAUGAAUGAAGCGAAGGACUUCUAUUUGGCUACAAGCCCACCAGAUUCCUUUCUUGAUGAUCACUUCUCCCGUCCCCACCCUGAAAGAGUGCCAUUUUUAGUUGCUGAAGCACCAAGGCCACGCCAUACGCUUGAUGAGUUAAACCCGCAGAAGUCCAAACAUCAGGGGGUCAGAAGAGCUAAGUGGCAUUUGGGGAUCCGGAGUCAAAGUCGGCCAAAUGACAUAAUGGCAGAAGUUUGUCGAGCAAUCAAACAAUUGGAUUAUGAGUGGAAGGUUGUAAAUCCAUACUACCUGCGUGUUCGAAGGAAGAAUCCCGUGACUGGCACGUAUUCCAAAAUGAGCCUGCAGUUAUACCAGGUGGACAGUAGGACGUAUCUACUGGAUUUUCGUAGCAUUGAUGAGGAAAUUACUGAAGGAAAAUCGGGGACUACCACUCCCCAGAGGUCUGGCUCUGUGACUAACUACAGAUCUUGUCAGAAGGAUUUGGACAGUGAUGCUCAAGGCAAAUCCUCUGAUGUGUCUCUUACCUCAUCGGUGACCUCGUCCCUUGACUCUUCUGUCGUGGAGUUAACCCCAAGAUCAGGGAGCCACACAAUAGAAUUUUUUGAGAUGUGUGCAAAUCUUAUUAAAAUACUUGCACAAUGAUUUGUAAGAUUGGCUUUUUUUACAGCAAUAAGCAUGCCUAAAAAUAAAAUGAAAUCAUAGUCAAAUGCUUCCAAUUAUAAUCAAGUUACAGUUAACUUUGGCGCUGAGAAGACUAGCCACAUUGCAGUUUGCACAGGAAUUGAACAUAAAUUUAAAAUCAGUCUAGACCUCUUAAUGUAACAAAGCAAAUGAUUAUUAGACAGUCCACUGGUGUGAUACAGGUACAAGAAAUGACAGCCUUUUUGAGCAGAGUUUAUUUUUCAUUGUGUACAUGUUGGGGCUUUGUGGAGUAUUAACCAUAAGGACCUUUUUGUAGGUUGUCUUUAUAUUGCUGAUUAUAUAUUCCUAUUACAGUAUAAGUGGUCACUUGCUCAAUGAGGGGUCCAUGAAGGUAACUUUUUGGAUCCCAGUUUUUACUUGCACCCUGCUCUAUCAGUAUAAAUGUUCUCUUUGUCAAACAGCACUUCAAAUAUCCGGCACUUGUCUCAUGUGUUCGCCAGCCAGUGGUGCACAUCGGAUGGGAGAAGCUAAAGCAGUUCCAGUCUGGCUUUUUACCGAUGUUGAUGUAUUGUGGCAAAUCCCAAGUCAAAAUUCUCAUGGGUUUGAAUCCUUAUUAGAUACAGGAGUGAAAUUACAAUGCCAAAUAGACUCAGUAGAAGCAAUUUUUGGUUCAGUACUGAGAAAUGAAUGAAGAAAUGGGCCAGGUUCAGAAGAACCCUGGAACUUGUUCUGUGAGCCCACCCAGAUGCUUAGGGCAUGGCUUUUCUCAAGCCACUGCUGCAUGUGCUGAGUUUAAGAACUGAUUUGCCCCAUGGCCUGCUGUUCAAAGGUGGGGCAGUGAAAAAUUCCAUUGUGCAAGCAUAAGUCCUUUCCAUGAGCCUAAACAGAUGCUUGGAUGUAGGUGUUAGUUGAGGAUUAGAGGGAGCACAGCUUUCCAACCUCAGGCAGCAUCCAGUCUAUCAAGAUGAGAAAAUACUUGUGAGAUUUACAACUAUGCAGAUUCACUGGCCUGUAUAUCAUGCUGGUUGUUAGUAAGCAGCUUCUUGCAUGUUGUUAUACUGUGGAUCCUGUGCCUGAAUGCAACAAGCAUGCAGCUGAUAGGACAGCCCAAAUGGAUUUGUUCACACAGUUCCUGAGCAUUCCGUGUUUCCUGUUUUCAUACAGCUUUCGUAUACAGAUUUUUUGGCAAAAUUACUACCCAUUCUAGUAAUGGGUGAUUUGGAUCUUGACUAUGUUGCAUAAUCACUUUUUUACACCACUUUUUUAUACUGAAUUAAGAUUUGUAAAAGUAAUGGAAAAUUUAAGUAGCUUUGGUUUGGUUUUGCAAUGUACAAAAAUCAAUUGGUUAGAAAUGAGUGAGCAGCGUUGGCUAGAAGAAACCAAGCUUGCUUUUGGUAAUUUAUUGCAAAUGUUCACAUAAUGCUCCUCCAAAAACCCUGGCAUUUUUAUUGGACAAGGAAAAUGUGAUAUAGAUUAAAUAAAAACAGAGAAGUAUAUCUGGGGGAAAUGCCUAUUUCCAAUUAUUCUUGCACAAGUUAACCAUGGUUAGCACUAUCUCUGGUUUGCUGCCUUAAUCUUAAUCCCAAACAUACAAGACCAUGUUCACAGAGAUUAGUAAACCCACAUUCCAAAUAAUUCUGGGUUAUUGUGAAUGAGCUGCAUGGUACUGUACGCAGCAUGUUCUUCUCCAUAUUCCUCUACCAGCUAAUACCAACUGCUGCACAAACCAGGAUUUUUUUAGUGUGUCGUUUCAACUGGCUAUCCUAGCUUGUUGGUACAAACAUAGCCCAGAAUUUCAAAGGAUGGUUUACUCUUAGUUUAUAAGUUAUGAUAAGUUUUGGAACAAGGCAAGAGCCACAGUUCAGACAACAUGCUAUACAAAUCUUUCCUGGUUUGUUUAGUCACUGUGCUAGAAGUAAGGACUAAACAGGUUUUAAGUACUUGCUUGCUUGUGAUAAGCCAGGUUUUCCAGAAUGCUGGAUUAGUGUUGUGUGCCACCAAGUCCACACUGAAGCUAUGGGGUUAUCAAGGAGGCACUACAGUGAUUCAUUUUCUCCUUGCAAGCAGUGAGGCAAGGGGAAACUGUUACUGUGGCUGAUGCUUUAUAAAAAGUUAAUGCAAACUCACUGCAGACAAAGGUUUCAUCACCCUAGUUUGUGGCCAGCCCUUCUAUGAUUUGAGUAUUCAAAGGGUUAAGGAAAAUGAAACCAUGGUAAGUGCUGUAGAAGUACUGGAGCAUAGCAUGUGUGGAUGGCAGAAAACAGAGCUCUCAAUCUUUCAUUUCCAUGGGAAUAUGGGAGUGGGAGAGGUUUCCACUGGAUUGUGCCAGCAAUGAAUUAAGGAAGCAGGUGACAAAAAUAGUCAUCUGUAUCUGCUAAGCAAGUUGACACUUGAGACUAAGGUUGCACUGAAUUAGAAGAAACAUGCAGUGGCCUAUGCUGGUAUCUGUUGCAUUAAUGCAGGGCUUGCAUUGUUUGUUGGUAUUUUAACUAGGCAGAUGCUAGACCUUAACUAUUGUGCUACCUUCCAAGACCCAUAAACUCCACAGUCAUAGUUGGAAUCUUGUCCCAUGCUGGGCUUUCAGAGUCAAGAGACAUAUAGUGGUCUUCUCAUGUUACUUUCGGAAUGUAGCAAUGUCUUUAGAAUGGAACCUGGGUAGAAGUCCUUAAUGUGUACUCCAAAAGGAAUGUGAGUGGAGGGUGGGUGGCUGGGUGGGGGGAGCUUAAAAGGCACCAUUUGAUAUGUUGUACUACUGUAAUACCGUAAGAGGGGUUGUCUUGGGGGACCAAGUAAUUGUCCUGCCUUUUUAAUUUACCAAAAUUAAAAAUAAACAUACUUUUUAUGUCUAGUUCUGCUGCACCGAUUCAAUAAUUGUGAUUUAUUUUAGUAAUGCUGUGUUAAUCUUGAAAUCGUUAAUAUUGCACUUUGGAAAUAGCAUGAACGCACACUAUACCCUGCCACCCUUUUAUUGCUGGGUAGCCUCCUAGGAUGUGUUCAGUAACCACAAUCUCUGGCAUUGGCAAACAUCAGACUAUAGUGGGCAUAAGCCAUAAAUCCCUCUGCUGUACACCACCAUCUAUUUCUGUAGGACAUGCAGCCCAACUAUAUGCAUGUUUAUACUGAAAUCAGUCACACUGUGUAAUAGGACUUUACUCCUAAUUUUUUAUGGCUUUAGAACUGCAGCUUUGGUGGAACUCCUGUACAAGACUCACUGAAAUGGAUGGAAGGUGUCUGCCAGCAGCAUAGGUUGGAUCACAUCCAGUGUCCUUGCACUAGAAAGUUACAUGGUGCAGUAAACUUUAAUCUUGAUAUAUUCAUUUUUGUUCAAAGCCACCAGGCUUUUAACUUUUAUCUUGGGAUAUGGAGGUUAAAUUAUGUAACAGAAAGCUACGGUUGUCUAUUCUUGAAUGGUCAGUUUUAAUUUCUUUCUUAAAUAGCCUUUGGCCAUUAAAUGUUCCCUUUUCAAUUUUUAAUGCAUUUUUUCAUAGCCAGGGCUGUCCAGUAUGUACUUUUCAAGCAAAAAAGCCUCUCUCUCUUUUCAUAAGCUUUUACAGUAAAAUACUGAUAGUAACUUCUUUUAUUUUUUGAAUUGUUACAUUAGGAAAUAGCAAUAGAUGGUCCAUACAGAGGAGCUGUUUUAUGAAAGAGGCACUGUGAAGAAAAAGGGCUUAACAUGAUCUUCAAGAACUAGGCAUAGGGAGCAUUGUAUAACUGGCCAAGUACCUUUUUUUAGUAUGUAUCGGUUUCUUCAAGUUUUAUUUCAGUGGUAAAACCCUUCAAGUUACAUUUUAAUUGCAGUUCAUAAUUGAUUGGGGAGUGGGUGGGAAUAAAACUGUCCAUGUGCAAUGUAACUUAACACUGGUAAGAAGGUAGAUGUCCAUCUUUAUGGUGCAAUAUUUCCAACAACCAACUUUUGUAUAUGUUCUGACAUUUUUUGUGUUUUAGUACAAGCUUUGAGAGAUUUACAUCUGUCAAUUGAUUUUACCAUUGUAUAGCUUAAAUGGAUUAUCACCUUUCAAACAAGAUGUGCCUACUUCUACUGCAGAUCUCUUUCUCUCUCUCUCUCUCUCUCUCUGGCAAUACUGAAUGAAAAACUGCUUGUGAUAGCUGUAUAUUACUUGUUACUUUUAACAAACAUUAAAUUGUAUGCAAGUAAAUAUAUUUGAUGUUUUCCUGUG